Brachypodium distachyon (stiff brome) is the source of this 8675-nucleotide messenger RNA. RefSeq names its product putative FBD-associated F-box protein At5g56390. Bases 261 to 1703 code for a protein of 480 amino acids. Gene Ontology annotation, molecular function: protein binding. The record is from RefSeq and is a predicted model, not a curated record. Lineage: Eukaryota; Viridiplantae; Streptophyta; Magnoliopsida; Poales; Poaceae. The transcript has 3 exons.
AAAUUGUGGAAUCAAUCGAUAUAGACGACGGGACGGAGCGAGAUUUGGGAGAGAAGGGAGAAACGCAACGCGCACCCUACCCCCGCACCGCACCGGCGAGACGCUUCCACACGUCUCUUCUUCUUCUUCUUCUUCUUCUUCUCCCCUCUCUCUCCUUCGUUGUCCUCUGACUAGUGACCUCAGCAGCACGCAGAGCCCAUCCGCCCCGCCCCCGCAUCGAAUCCUGCUCGAUGCGGCGCGGGUAGGGAGGGAGGGAGGGGAUGGUGAUGAAGCGGGAGCGGCGGUGCGUGGGGCACGGGGAGGACCGCAUCUCGGAGCUCCCCGACGCGCUGCGGCUGCAGAUUCUGAGCCUGCUGCCGCUUAAGUCGGCAAUCCGCACCGGCGCGCUCUCCUCCAAGUGGCGGGACCUGUGGGAGCAGCGCUGGCCCGUGCCCUCCUCGCUCCGCCUCCGCUUCCCCCCCUCGGCGGCGGCGGACCAGCUCGCGGCCUUCGACCGGCGCGGGAGGCGGCGGGCGGAUGUGUUCUCGAUGGUAUUCCAAACGGGCCAGCUCGCGCAGCCCGACCUCAGGCGCUUCCUCGACUACGCGGCCGCGUGCUGCGUCGAGGACCUGCAGCUCCGGCUCGACGGCACCGGCGGCCGGGGCUCGCGCGGGGGCCAGCGCCGGGCCGGCGCGCUCGCGGUGCACUUCCCCGUCGGGAGCCCGCUCCUCGCGCGGCUGUCGGUGCGGGGUCUCCACCUCACGGCCUCCGCCAACGCCAUGGUGGCCACGCUCGAGGUGAUCCAUCUCCACUCGGUGUCCCUCACCGACGCCGCGCUCAGGCGGGUCGUCGCCGCCUGCCCCUGCCUCCGCGAGCUCGAGCUCCGCUGCUGCCGCCACCUCCGCCGUAUCGACUUCACCACCGUCGGGGUCCCCAACCUCAGGAGCCUCACCAUCGUGGACUGCUCCCGUGCCACCGAGCUGCGGGUGCCAGCGGCGCCCCGCCUCCGGUCGUUCAGGUUUAGCGGCCCCUUCCUCGGCAGCAACCUGUUCUCUGGCACCACGGAUUGCUUUCAGCAUCUGUAUCUCUGCUCUGGCGGGCCAGAAACCGGUUUGCAGCACACUAACUUGCCAUCGGCGAUUCCUCACCUGGCAAACCUUACCGCCCUCACUCUGUGCAGCAUGGCCCUCCAGAAUUUGUCUGCCUCAGUAGCCAGCGUUGGCAAGGAGAGCAGCCUGCCCAAAUUGAGGGAGCUCCAAUUGCUCAUGUUUGGGAUGGCCAACUCCAACCUUGCAGACAUUUUCAGCUUCCUCAAGACCUGUCGCUGUCCUCAGUUGGAAAGGCUCUUUGUGCAGCUGCCUACAAACACCCAUGAUGCAUUCACGACGAAUUUCUUGGAGGUGGCAGAGGAAGAACCACCUGAAGGUGGAUUGGAAAACCUUAGGUUGGUCAAGAUGACAAACUUCAAGGCACAUAAGAAUGAGAGACGCCUGGUGGAUUUUCUGCUGAGGAAGGCAAGCUGCCUUAACAAAUUAUUCCUGGUUGCUCCUAAGGAGGAUCACCCACGAGGGCUCCAAAAGGUUCAGUCAGAUGUGCUGUCUCAUUUUCUAGAAACAGAAACCCCGCUUCUUGAAAGAGCUUCAGCAAACACCCAGAUAGUUUUCAAUGAGCAUGAUAGUCCUCGGGUCCAACCAUUGCAUUCAGAGGUCUUCAUCGGUUUCUAGCUUGAAGUUAGCAACAAUGUUGUAGUUCAAUUACCUGUUCUGAAUUGUUACAUUUAUAGCUGUUAGGCAACAGACAUGAAAAACAAAUCUGCAAGACAUACAGAGUUUGGUAUAAAAUUUUCGCAAAUUUGUAUUUCAAAUAUUCUUGCAAGAUUUUUGAAAUGUGAGGUACUGAGAUCUGCUUCAUUUUCCUCUUCUACUACCACCCUGUUCCUCCGAACACAACCUGACGCUUUGCCUGGUUACUAUAGCUUUGGAGUUUGUUUAUGUUUAAGUUGUUGCUGGGAAAUCAUGUAUAUGAAACAAAUCUUAGCAACAUGACCGACCAUUACAAGCCAGAAAACUGAUCUAUAAUCCUGUAUGGUGGAUUGAUUUCAUUGUACCUUUCAAUUGGUAAUGGUAAGUUAGUGCUGGUCUCAAAUCCUGUAUGGUGGAUUGAUUUCAUUGUACCUUUCAAUUGGUAAUGUGAUAUCAGGUAUGUUAGUGCUGUCCGCUUGAGGCGAGCUCCCAUGGUUAGUCUUAAAAUAGCUAUUGGCUUAUUUUGUCUAGGUUUCUCGACUUCUAUAUAUGUACAGUUUGUACAAAGCAAUCUGAUGAGGCCAAUUUCUGUAUAAUCUAUUGCCUUACCAUGACAAAUUACCUUAUGGCAGAUAAAGUUGUAUAAACUACAGAGACUAUGGACCUUAUAUCUGUUUUUUCAUUAGUUAUAUAUGUGAAACUGUGUUUGGAGCUUAGAUAGUACGAGUAGCAUGGAAAUGUACUUAAUCAUAGUCACCCUUUCAGACUCUAGCCAUGAUAUAUGUGCAACCCUGAAGAGAUGCUGCCAUCUGUGGUUCUGGAAGAAUUCCGCUCUUCUAUAAUGUGUCUUCCUUCAAGUAUGUGUUGCUUUUCUGUAAAGCUGUCUUGUUUACCCUAGCAUAACGCAAUAGUUUCUUAAAGAGUCACUUCAGAAAAUGCUUGAACUCUUUUAGAAACUACUACCAUCUUCGUGGUCAUAUUCUGUUUAUCGAUGCUAGUAAUAGGUGAACCGAUUUGAGUAUAGCAGCUUGGCAGAAGUAGUGUUAAAGAAAAGUAUUCCAAGGCAGCGCAACUUUGUAAACACCCUUCUCUAUCAAUAUAUUCAGUAUACUGAAGUAUAUCAAGAAAAUGCAACUUCAUAAACACCCUAGCUCUCACUAUAUUCAGUAUACUGAUUAUUCAGUUGAACUGGUUCAAAGAGCAGCAGAUCUUCCCUUCAUGCUAAUACAUACAUGCUUGCUUUCUGAUUUUGAGUAUGCAUGCUCUUCUUGGGCUUGGACGUCGUCGAAAUUUUGUACCAACAUUUAUGUAUUUCUAUUUCUAUUUAUGUGGAGAGGGAGUUGACUCUACAUCUCGCUUUUCCACCAAUAUAUUUAGUUGUAUGAUCCACAUGUAUCUUUCUGUUUAUUGUGAUACAACUAUAACAUACUCCCUCCUUUUCUCAAUUUAUGGUGUAUUAGGUUUCAUUAAGACAUUGCUUUUUUUGAAGAUAAACUGUUGGAGAGGCCCCUGGCAGUAAAAUAUAUUGAUAAAACAAAAUAUGUUACUCCCUCCGAUCCAUACUAAUUGUCUCAAAUUUGUGCAAAUAUGGAUGUAUCUAUGCCUAAAAAGCGUCUAGAUACAUGUAAUAUUUCGACAAUUAAUAUGGAUCGGAGGGAGUAAUACAAAGCUUUGAACAAGAAUUACUUUGUUAACAUGUGGUUUUUAUGACAUGAAAUUUAUAUCACUAGAUUCGUCUAGAAAAGUACUUGCUGAUAAUUGUUGUUUCAUAUCAUUUAGAUCACACUAAUGAAGUAAUUCUUGGUCAAAAGCUUGUCUUAAUGAAACCUAAUAUGCCAUGUAUUGAGAAGAGGGAGCACUAAACCAAAUGUUUUUUUUUGUGUGUGUGUGGAAGAAGAGUUGCAGAUGGUGGGAGCUAGCUUUAUUCGAUACUGGCAACAAUUGCUUUUCAAGUGCACUGAUGAUACCUCUGCAACAAGCUGGAAUGCUGAGAAGAUAUUGUUGGCACACUAAUGUUGGUGUACUAUCCUUACAUGGCUGGGUUUAUAACUGCUUGUUUUGUUUUAAAAUGUUAUGGUCUCGAAGUGACGCUGAGGGAUGAUGUGGAUGUGGGCAAUUUUUUUAUCUAGCUUGGUGACGUCGUAGUGUGCCGAUAUCAUGGUGAUGAUUUCCUGAAGUAAUUGAAUAGUGCAAUCAAGAAGCUGAUGUAGUUCAUGGGGCUAAUUGGGAGGCCUGGGUGGACAUCUUUUUGAAAAUUUGGAGGUGCUAUUAUAUGAAGCGAAAACCAUACCGUGUCUCAGUGCUAUGGAUUUGAUUUGCGCCUUAUUCUGCAAGCAUGCCACGUGAAACUGUAGAGCCACAUAGCAUUGUGAUUUGUGAAAGAUAUGGAUAAUGAUGUGAAGGUAUCCACUAUCUUACAACCUUUUUUAUGCACUUCCAUGCCCAACAGCAAUGAUACUUAUGCAUUUAUUUGGUUCUGCUAUAUUUAAAAUCCCUUGGGAUGAGAUCAGAUCUUCUGAAUUCAAAUUUUGGUAUAAAGAUUUCCUUGGGUUUCUUACUGAUGUCCAGCUAUCUGGAAUAGCCACUUCGACCUAUUUCUUGCGAAAGAAGGAAUACAUAUAAGAAACAACAGAAAUGGAACAUGCUAGAGCUUGGAGGAGGAAAAACAAGAUUGCUUUGAAUCAAUGCUGAUUGCAGCAUACACUUUGGUUUGCUGUCCAGCUAAUAUGUUGGCAUUAUGAUCUGCAUAUCCUGUUGUGUCCAUACUAAACCUUCAAACCGUGCUUAACUUAAUUUUUGUCCGACGCUUAGUAAAAUGGUGAACUAACAGAUAACGAAUUUGCAGCCUAGCCUAAAGCAUCUGCAUCUGUCUGAUCGCUUCAAUUGCCGUAAAGUUCUUGGAAGCGGGCAGGUAGUUAGCCUCUUGGCAAUUACAUCAGUCAUGAGUUACAUUCAUUCUUCAUGAAUUCACACUGACAAUUCAUGUAUGCAAAGCUAGACAAUCUUUUGAAUGAUGCCUGCUAACUUGCAUAUGACUUGGUAAAGAAUUCUGUUGCAUGGAUGGGUAAAUUAUUCCACCUGGCUAAUAAUGUCUUGCCACAGGAACUAAGGUUUACCUUCCUCAGUUAGAAAAACACCAUAGAUGAAAAUUAACACUUCUCGCAGGGAACUUCAUAUAUUCAUUGUUCUUACUUGAUGGAUGGGCAAAUUAUUCCACCUGGCUAAUGAUGUCCAGCUAAUAUGUUGGCAUUUACACGAGGAGUGAAUAUGUUCAUGGUUUUUUAAGUGCUUGCCGAAUGGAUAUCAUAUUUGCUGAAGGUAAUCCAGGGCCUCACGCAAGCCUGGGGAGCAAAGAAGAUCGUGAUAAAGAUGAUAAAGAUGUCUGAGCAUGUAAUACCUGUGAAAGAGCUCAUCAGACAUCAGCUGGUGAAAUGUGUGUACCUGUGUGCCAUACAAGGUAUUUUUCUUUUAGGCUGCUGUUCUUGGGAGUCCCUCUGAUUAUGUAUUUCAUUGUAACAAGUGGUUUGGAGAAGUCUUGCCACAACAGCUCAGGUGCCUAAUACUUCCAAUCCUCCUUGCAUAAUACAUCGUUCACUACUAUUUAUAUGUUAAAAUUGUGACCAACGAAUUUAUGUUUUGAAUGUAUGAGUGCUCUCUAACUGUUCUCUCUCAUGUUUCUGUCCUUUCCAGUACAUGCUAUUCUUUUGUCUUCGGUUGCACUAUUGUUCAGUGUAUUAUAACAGUCUGGGCUACGUGAGACCAGACUACUUUUCGUUGUAUGCUUCAGGUCUUAGUCCGCGGGCUAUGUGCUACAGGGGUGCUACGUAGACAAAUUUAUUGUAAGUGGUGAUUUGGUGUAGCAAUUGGUCCUUCCCCUCCUCAAAGUCGAGAGCACAUUGUAUGUCUUGGCAGGGUGCACAAUCCCUUAAAAAAUGGUAGGUCAUAAAGUCAUGUCUAAAGUUGUUACUAAAAAGAGACUAACCAAUUCUUCUGGAUGGAAUCCUAUUGAUGUUCUCCUCAUUCACUUGAUGACCCACUUUUCUAAAUUAUUUUAUUACAGUUGUCCCUUUCGCUUCUGGUAAUUUUUUUCCUUGCUCUUCAAAGCCACCCAAUACCAAAAUAAAGUGGGUGGAUGUACUUUACAAAGCUCAUUCAUGUUAUUACGACAUUACAUAUAUGAUCUUGCGAAGAACUCAGCUGAUCGAUGUAAUCUUUGAAGUAGGUUCUGGCUUUCUGCUCAUCCUUUGCUUUGCAUUUUGGAUUCUGUUGAGACACAAAGCAAUCCUUGACUGAUGGAAGGGUCCACAGUCUUGACACUCCGGAGGUGAGUGACUGUAAUUAGCAAUUAGGUGGUAUGCAAAGAAAUUAUUCACUCAAGAAUUGUAGUGGAACCUCAUUGUACAUAGCUUAUGUAUGUUCUGCUAAAUUAUAGCUUUGGUCCCUAAAGUUUCUGAGGAAACACUAUUCCCUACGUCCACGUUGUAGGUUCUGUUUUCUAGGUACAAACAUACUUCUACAUUUGGUAGCUAGCUGAUGUGUUCUUCUAAAUUCAUGUUCUGCGGUAUAUAAUAGAAUACUCAGCAUUCCUUAUUUAGUUGCUUCGGGAUUACAAACUGUCUAGGUGUCUAGAUAGCAGUUUCGUAUUCACACAGGGACUCUGGGAGCUAUGUUCCUUAUUUGAUUCCCUAUUUAAAAUUCCUUUUUUGUUCACUCAGUGCAAAGGUUCCUUGAGGCCGAAGGAUGGUAAGAGAAAAUAUGUUGUCUUGAGCUCUGAAUUUUCUUGUAGUAAUACGAGAUUAUAAAAUGAGAUGUGCUUCAGUAAACCGUCUAUCAACUCUGAAGGCUGGAGUAAGGAGGGUACAUCAUUACAUCACAUGGGGUGGGCGAGGUGGUGUGGCCCUGGGCUGAUGGUACUACUAGACUACUAAUUGUGGUACUACAGCCUCUACUUGCCUACUGGUCCAUUCCUGUUCAGUGCUCACACCAACCAAAUGGCCCUUUUCCAUCACGUGUUUCAUUGCUUACCUCCUAUUUUAUUUUCCCUUAAACGUCAUCUGUUCUAACUAACUUCUUAAUUAACGUGAAAAACAUGCUGGAUAGCUGAUAGCCUGCUGCUCCCUCCGUCCAAUAUUAAGUGCCGAAAUAUUACAUGUAUCUAGACGUAUUUUAGUAUAUAGAUACGUCCAUAUUUAGACAAAUUUGAGUCACUUAAUAUGGAACGGAGGGAGUACUAUUAUUCACCCUCCAUUUUUGCAGUUCUUGCAUGGUUCCCUUGGGGCUAUGAAAUACCUGUUAAUUUAGAUUUUUUGGUAUUCGCUUGAUUUGGCAUUUAUCUUCCUUGGAUUAUGUUCUAUCAGGCUAGUAGUAAUUCUACAUGAGCUUAUUAUUUUAACUCUUCUAUUAGAAGGUGCUGUGCAUAGUUAGGUCCAUCUUUAAUGCUAAAACAUAGAUUGACCCCACAUAGUCUUUCUUUUGAUGCAUUUAUAUAUGAUGCGAAACCCGACAGUAAUUAUGUAUUUUCCAACUGAGUCUUCAUUUGGCCUGUCAUUGCAUGUCAUGUACCACACAGAAAAAACAUAAACCAAUUGUCUAGCUCAACUCCAUGCCCACAACUCCAAGACUCCCCCAGGAUGCACAAGUAUUAUUGUAGCUGUACAGUAUUAGUUACACGAGUUUAGAUUGUUGAAAGCAUCAGCAUAAAUGGUUCAUUCUGUCCUGCAGUUUCCAAUCAAGUGGCAAUCUAUGAUGAACCAGCUUCAGCAACUCUGCUCCAACAUUAACGUGUAAGGUGCCAGAAUAAUCAUCUGAAUAUCUGAUGCUGCUUCAGUUCUUUCAGACAGCCAUGACAACUGUCACUCAUAUUCAGACUAUUACUUCUCAAUUCUGUUAUGGAUCAUAUCACGGCUGAAAGCCUCGGUUGAAGGGUGAUCGGUGAUAUGGAUAUAGUUUUGUCUAUCAUCGCCAGCUACUAUCCCGGCAGUGCUCGUGAGGGCAGUGGUGGUUGGUCGCUCAACUUGCCCAGCUAUUGGACAGCUGCGCAGAUCCCAGCACUGUCUCAGCAAAAGAACGAGCAGCUCAGUCGCUGAAGGAGCUAAUGAGUAAUGAGCAACUCUGGUGAUGUCUGAUGUAUGUCCAGAGGGUGCAGUUCCAGAGACGGUGAGGUUCUCUCGUCAAAAGGAAGAAGAGCAGGAAGGUUGGAUCUGUCGAGAUGCUAUUCCAUGGCUUACGAUAACGCUGACUCACCACGAGCAGCAAUCACCAUGGGGGUCACCUAUUGACCAGUUGAUAAACACCAAACCUAACUUACUCAUCCAAAAGCCAGGUCGCUCGGCGAGGUUGUUAUGUCAGCUCAUCAGCUCUAGUUUUCUCUUACAGUGGAUGAUCUCAUCAGCUCCUGUUUCCUCAGCUGGCACCUCCGGCGGCAACAAUCGUGAUUAAGCUGUCCUGGGAUGCACCCUCAAAGUCCUGAUCCCUGAUAAAACUGACAAGGAUAUCCAAGGAAGACAACAAGAUGAUCGGCACAUGCUGUAGGUUUUAUGGGUGCCCUGGGAUUCGUAGCACAAUUGCUCCGCAACUUCCUAUUGACUCACUCUGAUCUUCUUGUCGUCUUGUUUCCAUUCAAGAUGACGGUAAUCUCUCAACCGGUUGUUGUGAGCCUGUUGAUGGUGACAUGUGAUGGCAGACGGUGAAAGAAGAUCAUGACUCUCGAGCAUCCCACCGUUUAAAAAUCUGAAGACGUAGGAAUAAGAAAAACAGAAAACGUAGAAUUGAAGGUUUACGUCCUGUUGAAUCUUACAGGAAACAAAAGGUAGCGGGCGCACGACGCGCGUUAGUCUUCUGGCGCGUACGAGCACAACGACUCGUUGAGUACAAGUGUGUAUCAUGCAUGCGUAUAGCUUGGUAAAAAUCCAUGUGUUUAAAAUGUUUUAACUCAUAAGCAGUAUACUCGAUUUA